Messenger RNA from Osmia bicornis bicornis, 1736 nucleotides. Its product is annotated as omega-amidase NIT2. Gene Ontology annotation, biological process: oxaloacetate metabolic process; L-glutamine metabolic process. Gene Ontology annotation, cellular component: mitochondrion. The transcript is spliced from 6 exons. Gene Ontology annotation, molecular function: omega-amidase activity. The record is from RefSeq and is a predicted model, not a curated record. Lineage: Eukaryota; Metazoa; Arthropoda; Insecta; Hymenoptera; Megachilidae. Bases 20 to 892 code for a protein of 290 amino acids.
CCUAACCUUAAAAUAUAUUAUGGUCAUCGCGAAUAUCGCUAAACAACUGGUGCGAACAAUGUCCACAUUUCGUUUGGCAUUAGUGCAACUUCAGGUUGAUGAAAUUAAAGUUAAGAAUAUAGAUCGAACAGUUUCGUUCAUCUCGGAUGCAAAAAAACAAAACGCAGACAUUGUCGCACUUCCCGAGUGCUUUAAUUCACCCUAUGGAAUACAACACUUUCCAAAUUAUGCUGAAAGCAUUCCUGAUGGCGAAACAAGUGUCGCAUUGUCGAAAGCUGCCAAAGAAAAUAGCAUUUAUAUAAUUGGUGGUACAAUACCAGAAAGAGAUGGGAAUAAACUGUAUAAUACCUGUACUAUAUGGGGACCUAAUGGAACUCUGAUAACGAAGCAUAGAAAAGUGCAUUUAUUUGAUAUUGACAUUCCUAAGAAAAUUACGUUUCGUGAAAGUGAUUCACUCAGUGCUGGUAAUUCGUUAACGAUGUUCGAAGUGAAGGGCUGCAAAAUAGGCAUUGGAAUUUGCUAUGAUAUUAGAUUCGAGGAAAUGGCACGCAUUUAUCGAAAUAAAGGUUGCCAGAUGCUAAUAUAUCCAGCGGCAUUCAAUAUGACCACUGGACCAAUGCAUUGGUCGUUGCUUCAGCGUUCCAGAUCAAAUGACAAUCAAUUAUACGUCGCUUGUAUAUCACCGGCUCGUGUACCUUCAACUGGUUACGUCGCAUAUGGCCAUACGCAAUUAACCAACCCUUGGGGGGAGGUUCUUCACGAUCUGGAAACUCAAGAGAGCAUGGUAGUCGCCGAUAUAGAUUUGAAAGUCGUGGACGAAGUCAGAGCGCAGAUUCCUACGUUCUUUCAACGACGCACAGAUUUAUACGAUACUAUCUGGAAAAAAGAUUGAUGCAAUUGAAAAUUUACAUCGCGCGCGCUUUGAAAAGCAUCACUAAUGCCAUAUAGCGGUGGGCGUCGAAACUAUCGAAACAGAAAAUUGUUUUUUUUCUAUAAUAUUCUGCAAUCCCAACUUGACCCAAAUAAUAAUAAUAAUACUACAACUUAUUUAGUUCAUAAAGAGAAGUAGGAUAAUAAAUAAAUAGUUAGGAAGCGUGGGUCUUGGCCCAUAAAGAAAAACUGGAAAAAGUGAAAUAAAAGGGGUCCUCGGCCGUGGCCCAGAAGGGGGAUACAAUCAUAAAUGUUAUUCCCCUUCGAUGAGCUUAUUUAAUAAGCAAAGAAAAUAAAUAAAGUAAAUUAAAUAAAUUCCAGAAAGAAAUUAGAGGACGAGUAUCAUACUGGUUGUAUGUACAUACAUCAUCUCUUGGGUGCUCGUUUUAUUCUAUCCGACCUAAAGAAUAUUAGUCUGGUACCUAUUUGGACAUACGAUUCACAGAAAUGUUUAUAUUACGAAUAAAUCAAUGCAGGUGAGUCCGAUCCGCCAUUUUCUUGACCGUUGACAGACAGUAAUUUCAAUAUUUUAUAAGUUUUUGACGAUUUGGAUAAUAUAAGGACCAGACUAAUAUUCUUUAGAGCCUCCUGAACACGUCUCUCAAAUUUUUUUGCAUUCUGUUUAGAAGUGACGACAUAAUUUGAGAACUCGUGUCUAGGGAUUUUUCUAUUUUUCGCAAUAUAUGACGUGUAAUCCAUAUAAUAUAAUUACUAGAAAUGCAUCCACGUGCCUAUAAUAUUACUUGGGAACAAUGUCUUCAUUAUGUAUAGACUGUAAUGAUAAAACAGAAGAAAAAUAUUGAUUU